ACCCGCAUCGGUUGGUAGCACAAUGGCUACUGUUGUCGUGCCAUGCGUCUAAAAUUUAGGUGUCGAGUUCGUUUUUGAUGUGAUCGAACCAAUUUAAAAUCAAUUUCGGCAAACACCCGUCUAAACACACUUCCGCGACCAUGACCGAGUCGACCGUGAACGGCAACGACGAAAACGAGCACGAAAAAGAGACAGUUUCCGACAAGGACUUGCCCCUGAGUUUCAUGCAAGACAGGCACUUGGGGCCCAUCGAAGGCGUCGAGUGCAUAACGCAGACAUGGCGCAUGAAGGAGCGCAUGAAAACCGUCAGUGUAGCCCUCGUCCUGUGCUUAAACGUAGGCGUGGACCCCCCCGACGUGCUCAAAACGCAGCCCUGCGCCCGCCUCGAGUGCUGGAUAGAUCCCCUCACCCUGUCCGCCCCCAAAUCCAUACAGAAAAUCGGGGAGAACCUGCAGGCGCAGUACGAGCGGUGGCAGCCCCGCGCCCGCUACAAACAGUCCCUCGACCCCACCUCCGAAGAAGUAAAAAAACUGUGCACGUCGUUGCGCAGAAACGCCAAAGAGGAACGCGUUCUGUUCCACUACAACGGUCAUGGAGUUCCUAAGCCCACGGAGAACGGGGAGAUCUGGGUGUUCAAUCGAACAUACACGCAAUAUAUUCCUCUGUCCAUUUACGAUCUACAGACGUGGAUGGGGGCGCCCUCGAUUUACGUGUACGAUUGCUCGAAUGCGGGGAUCAUUAUCGAGUCGUUCGAGCACUUCGCGAUUCAGCACGAGCGGGAGUACGAGCAGGCGACGACUCAGACGAGGCAGACGGCCGUCGUCGCCCCCCUGCCGUCGUACAAGAGUUGCAUUCAGUUGGCGGCGUGCGGAGCCAAGGAGGUGCUGCCCAUGAACCCAGAUCUGCCGGCGGAUCUGUUCACGUCUUGCCUUACAACGCCCAUCAAGGUCGCCUUACGAUGGUUUGUUUUACAGUCUACCUCGAAACUAGUGCCCAAAGUCACGUUGGAUUUAAUUGACAAAAUCCCGGGCCUUAUCACCGAUCGUCGCACGAUGCUCGGCGAACUCAACUGGAUUUUCACAGCAAUAACAGACACCAUCGCUUGGAACACCCUCCAGAGAGACUUGUUUCAAAAACUCUUCCGCCAAGACCUGCUAGUCGCCAGUCUUUUCCGCAAUUUCCUCCUCGCUGAAAGAAUACUCAAAUCGUGCGAUUGCACCCCCGUGAGCUCGCCGCUCCUGCCGCCCACCUCCCAGCAUCCCAUGUGGAACGCGUGGGAUUUGGCGCUCGACCUCAGUCUCGGCCAGUUGCCGGGAAUCAUCAACAAGAACGAGCCGUUCCGGAAUCUGCCGUUCUUCGAGGAGCAGCUGACGGCGUUCCAGGUGUGGCUGGAGCUGGGGUGCGAGGAGAGGAGUCCCCCGGAGCAGCUGCCCAUAGUCCUGCAGGUGCUGCUGAGUCAGGUGCACCGGAUGCGGGCGCUGGAACUACUAGGGAGAUUUCUGGAUUUGGGUCCGUGGGCUGUGAAUCUCGCUCUGUCGGUAGGGAUUUUUCCCUACGUGUUGAAGUUGUUGCAGAGCAGCGCGAAGGAGUUGAGACCAUUGUUGGUGUUCAUUUGGGCGAAAAUCUUGGCUGUGGAUAAUACUUGUCAGGGGGACCUGGUGAGGGAUAAUGGUCACAAGUACUUCUUGUCGGUGCUCCAGGAUACCUCUCUGUCGUCUGAGUACCGCACCCAGUCGGCGUUCGUCCUCGCCUCCAUCGUCAACAACUUCCACGACGGCCAAGAGGCGGCCUUGAAGGGCUCGCUCGUCAGCAUCUGCUUGGAGCAGCUCAACGACCCCAGUUCGCAGCUGCGCCAGUGGGUGGCCAUCUGCUUGGGUAAACUGUGGGACCACUACGAGAACGCCCGCUGGACGGGCGUCCGCGACAUCGCCCACGAGAAGCUCUACAGCCUGUUGAACGACCCCUGCCCCGAGGUGCGCGCCGCCGCCGUCUACGCUUUGGGCACUUUCAUAAACUCGGUGACCGAGCGAUCCGAGCACGCCAACAACAUCGACCACGCCAUCGUGAUGACCUUGGUGAAGAGGGUGAGCAACGACAUGAGUCACCUGGUGCGCAAGGAGCUAGUCAACGCGCUGCAGUGGGUCGUCAUCGCCUUCGAGCACGUUUUUCUUACGCUAGCCAUGAAGGAGACGCUCAGUAAUUUGCAGGAGGUGGUGGCGUCGCCGGGGUUGAAGCGCACGGGGAGUAGGGAUAGGUUGCGCACGUCGGAGGAUGGGAUGGAUAAGAUGAAGAGGGUGUCGUCGAGUUCGUCGAUUAAUAACAUGGGACACAUGAAGAGUUCGUUGAGUCAUACGGGGAGUCUGGGGACGUUGCCGGGGUUGGGGUACGGGUCGAUAUAUAUGAAGAUCUGGGAUGCGUUGUGUAUGUUGGAGAGCGAUCCGCAUCCAGAGGUGGAGAGCAUGUGUAAGACUAUUACGAAACACAUCGCUGCUAAAGUGAAGGAGUCGAGGGAGUUUGCGGAUAAUAGGUGUGCGAGUUUGCCCCCGAGUCCCAAUAGGGGGAACUACUUGUCGGGGGAGAGCCCCCCGACGCUGCACCCCGCAGCCGAUAUACCCAAGUACACCAGGACACUAGGGAGCAGAGGAAGGAAAAUACACCCGAAUAUCAUCAACGAGGAAACGGACGUGAAAAUGAAGCAGAGGAAGCCGCUGGUGGGCACGAAGUUCAUAGAGUGGGCUUGCAAAAGGUUUGCACAGUCGAAAAAAAAGGGGGCCAUGAUGGACGUGGAGUCGGCGGUAUUUUACGAGAAAGAUUGGAGGUACACGAGGAAUAACAAUAUUCGUAAAGAAGCGCUAGAAGAGACCUCCCGGAUCCAGUCGGCGAAACUCGAGUCUCAAGUUUUCAAUACUCGGACGUCUUUGCCUCCCAGUGUGUUACAAUUCCACCCAUUCGACCAGCAGAUCGCCGUCGCUGGGAAGGACCAUUUCGGAAUAUGGGACUGGGGCACGGGCGCCAAGACCACCGUUUGUCAUAACAAGUCCGCCAAGUUCUCCUCUAGUCGCAUCACGGCCUUGGAAUGGAUCAACGCCCACGACGUCGCGAUGCUGAUGGUCGCUUCGGACGAUGGUAGUGUCAAGGUGUGGAAGCCCAACACGGGCCACAGCCGCGAGCCCACCCUCAUCAGCGCGUGGCAGGCCCUCACCGAGAUGAAGUGGCGCCACUCGGGGACGCUCCUCUCCUGGGAGCAGUACACCCAGACGGCCAUCGCCACCGGGGACUCGCGCGUCAUCCGCUUCUGGGACGCGGAGCGCGAGCUCUUCGCCUUCGACAUCCUCACCGGCUCGGACUGCCCCAUCACGUCCAUCGACUCCUCCUUCUCGGGGGUGUCGCACGAGAACUACAGCAAGGCGUACCUGGAGCGGGAGAAGGACGACGAAGGGAUCAGCAUAGACGGCGAGGAGGACAUCAAGUCGUACCGGUACGGGAUGGUGGUGGCCGGCUACCAGGACGGCUCGAUCCGGGUGUACGACAGGAGAUGCAGUCCGACGGAGGCAAGGGUCGGGGUGUUCAUGGAGCACUCGGGGGCGGUGUUGGGGGUGCACCUGCUCGGGAACACGUUCUACAGCGGAAGUGCCGACGGGUCUGUUAAAGUUUACGAUAUCCGAAACCACACUGUUGUUCAUAGCACACAAGCAAUCCAGAAUACGAUGUCGUGUUUUGCGUUGCAUCGAGGAACUGCCACUUAUGCCUGCGCAUCCAUGAACCAGAACGUCAGCGUGUUCAUGUUUAAUGGGUGUUUCCUGAACACCAUUCGCUUCUACGAGGGCUUCAUGGGCCACCGCAUCGGGAACGUCACCUGCUUGAACUACCACCCGCUGAAGGUGGCGCUGGCGACGGGAACGUCCGACUGUUCCGUCAGCGUCUACUGCUUGGAGAGCAAGAGGUGACGCGAUUCUCAGCCCUAGGCUUCGAUAUGGAGCUUCCUGGGCUACUACUAUUAGCUAGUGAAAUUUUCGUUGCUUUUUCGAGCUAUUGUACAUAUUUACGUUAGUCACAUUUUAUCGUGUAUAUAUAAAUUUUAAUUGAGGACGCUUUAGCAUCAUGUAGCUAUUACCCGGUUUAAUAGUACAGUACAGGGAAUUUUGUUGUUAGUUCUUUAAGACUGAUUGUUAUUUUUUUAUGGAACUUGACAUCUUUUUAUUUUCGUAGAUAAGGGGUGAGAGAGGUAGGCCUAGGGGGGUAUUCAUACGUAGGAGCGUUGUUGAGUAAUUUUAAGGCGCGCGAUUUGGUUCCGAUUGUGAUAACUUCAAUGCAGCACAUAGCUGAGCCUUCGAAACAAUUUUUGGUUUUAAACCCUCGAGGAGUACGCUUAGUCGAGCACAGCACACGUACAUGCACAAAACGAGACUGUCGAGGGCUUAAGCCGUCUCUACUUAGAAUUGAAGGUUCCUUUUUUUGUAUAAAGUCGUUCAUUUGUGGCCAAUAAGUCUUUAUUUUAUUUAAACUUAUGUUACGAAUAAUAAAUAUAUCACAAUUUAAACAUUA
Messenger RNA from Zophobas morio, 4545 nucleotides. RefSeq names its product regulatory-associated protein of mTOR (gene raptor). The transcript is spliced from 13 exons. Gene Ontology annotation, molecular function: protein binding; protein-macromolecule adaptor activity. Gene Ontology annotation, biological process: regulation of autophagy; positive regulation of cell growth; cellular response to amino acid stimulus. The coding region runs from base 141 to 3947 and encodes 1268 amino acids. The record is from RefSeq and is a predicted model, not a curated record. NCBI's taxonomy places the organism in Eukaryota, Metazoa, Arthropoda, Insecta, Coleoptera, Tenebrionidae. Gene Ontology annotation, cellular component: TORC1 complex; cytoplasm.